Mucor mucedo is the source of this 1489-nucleotide messenger RNA. RefSeq lists its product as uncharacterized. The transcript has 7 exons. The record is from RefSeq and is a predicted model, not a curated record. Gene Ontology annotation, molecular function: sterol binding. Gene Ontology annotation, cellular component: intracellular membrane-bounded organelle; cytosol; membrane. The coding region runs from base 220 to 1413 and encodes 397 amino acids. NCBI's taxonomy places the organism in Eukaryota, Fungi, Mucoromycota, Mucoromycetes, Mucorales, Mucoraceae.
AUGCAAAAGAGUCUUUUUUUUUUGUCGAACAGAGAAAAAAAAAAAAAAAAGAUCACCGGGCGGAGUCAACAAGUCAGAAAAAAGUACUAUAAUCAUACGACACUUGAUUGGCUAUAUUCAACGCUAUUGUUGUUUUAAGAACAGAAAAAAAAACGAAAGCCCUUGUCUUUUUUCUCUUUUAUUUAUUUAUCUGUUGAUACAAGUAAAAAAAAACAGACUAUGCUACACUCUAAUAAUAACAAUACCGAAAACACGGAAGAAAUCGAAGAAGGCUCUCGUAGUAUCUUACUAGCCAUUGCUUCUCAGUUAACCAAAGGAACUGACUUGCAUAGGGUGGCCUUACCCACAUUUGUACUCGAACCAAGAAGUAUGCUUGAACGUAUUACUGACUUUAUGGCCCAUCCCGAAUUCAUCCUACCAGUAUCUGACAUAGACGAUGAUGUAGAAAGGUUUAUUUCUGUGGUAAAAUGGUUUUUAGCGGGAUGGCAUAUCAAACCCAAGGGUGUCAAAAAACCAUACAAUCCAGUGUUGGGAGAAUUCUUUCGCUGCAAGUAUAAAUACCAGGAUGGUUCAGACGCUUAUUACAUAGCUGAGCAAGUAUCGCAUCAUCCACCUGCCUCUGCAUUCUUUUACACAUGUCCUCAACAUAAAGUCAUCAUCACUGGUGACUUGAAACCCAAAUCAAAAUUUUACGGCAAUAGUGUGGCCUCUUUAAUGAAGGGCACCACCAAUUUUAUUUUACCCACACGAAACAAUGAACGCUAUGAGAUUCACAUGCCCAAUAUGUAUGCCCGUGGUGUUUUAAUUGGUACAAUGACACUGGAGCUUGGGGAUUUAUCGACUGUCCGAUGUGAAGCAACAGGACUUGUAUGUGAGAUGGAUUUUCAAACAAAAGGCUACUUUUCGGGACAGUGUAAUUCCGUCACUGCUAAAAUUAAAAGAGAAGCUACACAAGAAAUCUUGUAUGACAUAACGGGUCAAUGGUCAGGCGAACUUUUCAUCAAGAAGCAUAUUCCUCAAGAAAAAAUAUCAACAGUUGGUGGAUUACUGUCCUUUAACAAGAAAGAUACCACAAAAGAUAAGCAGUCAUCCGAGUUAAUGGUCGAUGUAAGACAGCAUACCAAAUAUCCACUUUCUGUCUCUCAACACCAAGAAGAAAAGGAAUCUAGAAGAUUAUGGUCCCAAUUGACCGAGAGCAUUAAAGCAGGGAAUAUGGAUAAGGCCGCAGAAGCCAAGUUUAAGGUGGAAGACGAAGAGAGAGAAUUAAGAAAAGUGCGGGAAAAAAAUAAUAUCCAGUGGCAGACUCGCUUCUUUUAUAACGCUGGUGAGGAUUAUUAUUUAAAGGGAAUCGAAACAUUAAAUUAUAAUAAUGUUCAAGAGACAUGUCAAAAAUUAGACACUUUAUUUAUUUAACCUAUUAAACUCUAUCAGCUUUUAUUUGUUCCCUUUGAUUAUUUACGUAUCAAAAUUCAUUAGUGAGAUUUAGUUU